Molecule: messenger RNA, 654 nt
Organism: Cydia pomonella (codling moth)
Lineage: Eukaryota; Metazoa; Arthropoda; Insecta; Lepidoptera; Tortricidae
Exons: 3
Coding region: 115-483 (122 amino acids)
Source: RefSeq, a predicted model, not a curated record
AUAUCUUAUUGUUUAUUUUAUUUUUAUGGUGUAAUAGUGGAUUGUACUGAUUUUUUAAAUUCUUUUCAGAUAUUCUAUCAUACCUUUCAGACGUUCCACAGUAUACUAUAUUCCAUGCAAUUAUUUUUAGAAUAUGCUAAGUCAGCUUCGCACGAGGAAUUAAAGGUGUUCGGAUUACUCCGUGGCGUGACGUAUUUUGCGUGGAACUCCAAGAACUUCCUUCUGCUGGUCAACGUGAGCGUGGCGUGCGAGCGCUUCUACGCGGCCCUCCGAGACGCCGAGACCAAGUGUACGCGGGCGAUAGCGGCCAUCGGGGAUUUAGAUAUAUGCCGGAUGUGCAAGAACGUAGUGCGACUGAACCGCGCGACGUCACAGCGAAUGUCCGCAUACAACCAGUUCUCUGUGGGCGCCGCGUUGCCGCUGCGAUUUGUGAGCGCGGCCGUCGCCUACGUAGUCGUGUUACUGCAGUUCGCUUUGCUGUAACGCUAACUUACUUACUUUAGGAUACGGGAACUAGAUUUAAAUAUUUCAGGUGAAUAUAUCCUUCUCGCUUACGGAAGCGGCUCCUAAUACUAGUGCGAUAAGGACAACGCCAGGUUAGGCGAAAAAUCCUGCGUAAAAAUCUCAAUAAACGAUGUUUUGUACUCGGCUUGU